UUGAUAAAAAGGCAUAAAUGAGAAAAACAGUAUAGGGAAGGCAAAGCUAAACAGCUGCAAAAUUUAAAACAUAAACUUCAAAACUAAACCAUAUUUCCUCUUACGAAAUAAAAAACGUGGAAAAAAAACAAACAAGCAAAGAAAAGUAUUCUUCAACUUGGCUGGCUUCAUGUGUAGUGUAUUUAUAUUCCCUUAAACCCUUUCUUAAAACCCAAAAGCUUAACAAUCUCUCCCUCCUCUCUUUCUUUCUCAACAUGACAUCAAGAACAGUCGCGAGACUUCCUAAUCUCAUUAAUGUUUUUCUCCUGCUUUCUCUCGUUCUCUCAGGAAAUAUACUACAGAAAGCAACGUCUCUUGGUAUCAAUUACGGACAAGUUGGGAACAAUUUGCCUUCACCGGAUAAAGUUAUUAAUCUCUUGAGAUCUCUAAGGAUCACCAAAACAAGAAUUUACGACACUAAUCCUCAAAUUCUUACUUCCUUCGCAAAUUCAAACAUAGAGAUCAUCGUCACCAUCGAAAAUCAAGUUUUAACGUUGUUACAAGAUCCUCAACAAGCUCUCCAAUGGGUGGAUUCUCACAUCAAACCCUAUAUUCCGGCCACAAGGAUCACCGGAAUCAUGGUCGGAAACGAGCUUUUCACCGACGAAGACUCUAGUUUAAUCGGAUACAUGAUGCCGGCGAUAAUUAACAUCCACAAAGCCUUGGUCCAAUUAGGUUUAGAUAGAUACAUUGAAGUCUCGUCUCCAAGCUCUCUUGCCGUCCUAGCCGAAUCUUAUCCUCCAUCAGCCGGAAGUUUCAAACCAGAGGUCUCCUCGGUGAUGCAACAACUUCUACAAUUCUUGGAAGCCACGAGAUCUCCUUUUUGGAUAAAUGCUUACCCUUACUUUGCCUAUAAAGACAACCCAAACAAAAUCCCCAUCGACUAUGUCCUAUUCAACCGAAACAUCGGUAUGACCGAUCCCAACACAAGACUACAUUACGACAACAUGAUGUAUGCUCAAGUCGAUGCGGUUGCUUUCGCUGCUGCGAAACUAGGGUACCGUAACAUAGAAGUUAGGGUUGCGGAAACAGGGUGGCCUUCAAAAGGAGAUGCUGGAGAGGUUGGAGCGUCUCCUACGAAUGCUGCCACUUAUAAUAGGAAUCUUAUGAUGAGACAAUUCGCCGGCGAAGGUACUCCGGCGAGACGGAAUUCAAGGUUAGAUGUUUAUAUAUUCGCCUUGUUCAAUGAGGAUAUGAAACCGGGUCCUACUUCUGAGAAAAAUUAUGGAAUAUUUCGACCCGAUGGAUCAUUGGCUUACAAUUUGGGAUUUUCUACGAUGUCGACUACCACUGCGAAUUCAGAAUCUGUCACAUAUUCAUCUUAUGCCACUAAGGCAAAGAUGACCUUGGAGUAUUGGACAAUUUUGAUGUUGGCGAUGAUUCAAGUUGUAGUGUCGAGACUAUCUUAGAGGGAAAGUUGUCGAGACUAUAUAAUGACGUGAUUGGUUAGGAUAUUUUUCUAAACAAUUUAAUUAUUGAAGUUCGAUAAAUACAAAUUUCAUAUUCAUUUCGAUAUUCCAAUCAACUCGGUGGAAAAUUAAAUUAUAUGUUUAUCGUCGUCCUUAUCAUGUACAUUAGACUUAUGGAUAUCUCAUACGAUAAAUUAAUAUGUAAAUAAAUAAAAGCAGUUUAUUGUUCAAGAAAAAACUUAUAUUGGGGGCAAAAGCUUUGUGUUACUUUGACCCUUAGCCACAGAAUAGACAAACACUAGCGGUUUAGAAUCAA
Molecule: messenger RNA, 1764 nt
Organism: Brassica napus (rape)
Lineage: Eukaryota; Viridiplantae; Streptophyta; Magnoliopsida; Brassicales; Brassicaceae
Product: glucan endo-1,3-beta-glucosidase 14-like
Exons: 4
Coding region: 255-1448 (397 amino acids)
Biological process (GO): carbohydrate metabolic process
Cellular component (GO): plasma membrane
Molecular function (GO): hydrolase activity, hydrolyzing O-glycosyl compounds
Source: RefSeq, a predicted model, not a curated record